Molecule: messenger RNA, 618 nt
Organism: Fulvia fulva
Lineage: Eukaryota; Fungi; Ascomycota; Dothideomycetes; Mycosphaerellales; Mycosphaerellaceae
Exons: 1
Coding region: 1-618 (205 amino acids)
Source: RefSeq, a predicted model, not a curated record
AUGGCAGACUCAAAUUCAACUCCAACCACCUUCCUCAGCCUCCCACCAGAACUUCGAAAUGAGAUCUACAAGCUCGCUAUCGACUACGACGAUGAGAUCUGCGUCACUGGCAAGAGCGAACGCGACUUGCAUGCCACCAAUGCGCGCGGCGCCGCCGUACUACGCAGCUGCCGUCAAGUGCACGACGAGCUCGUCGCCAUCCUCUACGGCAGCAACACCUUCGUCUUCACUGAACAUGGCGCGCUUCUCACCUUUCUUCGCGUCGCCGGAGCACACACCAAACACCUUCGCAAGGUCUCCGUCAAGUGGAUCUGGAGCUCUGACAUCAGGGAGUGCCUGAUACUACUCAGAGAGGCGACACAACUCGAGAUGCUGGAGUUGCCGUGCGCGGCUGUUUCGAUGUAUUACAGCACCAAGUCGGCGGUUAGUCUGAUGCAGGGACUACUGCAGAUGCAUGAGAAGGCAGGAACGGAGGCGGUGUUGGAUGUGGUUCGCUUCACGCAGGAACCUCCACCGAAGUCCGCAUUCUUGUACCCGAACUUUAGGACUGACGACUCCUACGUCCGCGCUCUUCGUAGCAUGUUGGCAAAGGCUCUGCAGCUGCCUGGAAAGCACUAG